Messenger RNA from Mucor mucedo, 2292 nucleotides. RefSeq lists its product as uncharacterized. Lineage: Eukaryota; Fungi; Mucoromycota; Mucoromycetes; Mucorales; Mucoraceae. Bases 1 to 2292 code for a protein of 763 amino acids. The transcript has 5 exons. The record is from RefSeq and is a predicted model, not a curated record.
AUGUCAUUCGCGCAAGAAAUUUCCUUCAACUCCAGGUUCAAGCAACAUGUUAUUCCAAAGGAAGAGGCCAAGAAAGUGCGGGACUUUGAAUAUCGCCACUUUUAUGAUGUAGUGAUUUCAGGUGCUACUAUUCAGUUAUUUGCAACCAGUGAAAGAGCCGCUCGUCAAAGAUCUACCGGCACCGAUUCUCCCGGUCGUCGCGUAGGUUCCAAUAAUGGUGGUUCCAGUGAAGGCGACAGGCCUACUGGUGGAGGUUACGAGACCAGCCAUGAAAGGGAAAAGGCUAUUUGUGAAGAUGAAACGUCCAGUGACAUUGGAUUACCUUCUGUAUGGCGUACGCUAUUUCAUGGUUGUAAAGGACGUGAAUUGUAUGCUCAUCAAGUUACGGGAAAAAUUAGUUCGAAACAUCCUGGUGAUGCUGGGACUCCACCCCCGUAUCAGCCUUCGCAUUUACAAAAGAAGAGAUCAACCAAGGAUGAUUCAGCUACGGGAUUGGUAAGCAAGCAGGGUGAGCGAUCUUUGGUCAAAAGAGUCAAGCCAGUGUUAAGCAUAAAGAGCAAGACUCCAGCUACCAAGACAGCGCAACCAUCAGGAACCAAGACACCAGUCUUGAAAAAGCCCGGCUUUCCAAUUGAUUUACCUAAAUUGUUUUUCCUAGCAAAACCUGCCACUUCCAGGGAGCCCACACCUGAGGAGUCUACCAGCACGGAUUUGCCACCCACGCCGGUUGAGACAGGAAAGGCCAAGUCUACUAAGCUAUGCAAGUCUACUAAGCUAUCCAAGACUACUAAGCUAUCCAAGACUAUUAAGCUAUCCAAGACUACUAAGCUAUCCAAGUCCACUAAGCCAACCGACUCUACGAAGCAAUCCAUGUCUACAAAGCAGUCCAAGUCUACGAAGCCAAGCCCAACCAAGCCAACUACUGGGACAACUGUGCCAGCUGUAGCUCCCAAAUCAGUUGAACCUCCCAAGUCAGUUGGACCUAUGCCAGUUGAAGUCCCCAAAACAACUGAACCUAUGCCACCUAUGCCACCUAUGCCAGUUGCAGCUCCUGAAGCAACUGAACCUAUGCCAGCUGAACCUCCCAAGUCGGUUGAAGCUCCCAAAUCAACUGAACCUAUGCCAUCUAUGCCAUCUAUGCCAUCUAUGCCACCUAUGCCACCUAUGCCAGUUGCAGCUCCCAAGACAGAUGAGCCUAUGCGACCUAAGGAGCCUAUGCCACCUAAGGAACCUAUGGCACCUAUGGAAUCUAUGGCACCUAUGGAAUCUAUGGCACCUAUGGAAUCUAUGGCACCUAUGGAAUCUAUGCCACCUAUGGAAUCUAUGCCACUUACUUCUGCAGAUGCACCCUCUGGUACGGAUAUUGCACCAAAGUCACCUGUUGGUGGUCCUGCUGCUGAAAAGUAUGUGAUUAGAGCUCCUUCUACUGGAGUUGCUUCACCAGCCAAGUCUCCUGUUGCUCCUCGCGGUGCUACACCUGAUGUUGCUGCUGAUACUACUGCACGUCCUUCUGGUGUUAGUCCAGUUGCAUCUAACAAGGGUCAUUUACCACUUGGUAAUGAUGGCCAAUCAAGAGCUACAUCGACUGGACCCUCAAGAGAACCCGUUCCUGCUUUUCAGACUGACGGUGAGCCAACAUCGGAGACAGAGACAGAGCGUAGUGAGAGCGUUAUCUCGCGCCGACGCAGCACUCCUGCUGACAUUGUGUUGGGUCAUGCCGAUUAUCGUCGACUGAGUCAAGCUGUCUUGCAAAGACUCAAUGUUUUUCAUUCGGUAGCGCCAUUAAACCAAGAUGUGGUGAACGGCGUCUUAAGGUUUUAUGUCUCGGAUGUGUGGUCCAUGUUGUCGACCAGCAACAAGUACGUACGUGUACGACUGGUGCAGUUGAGACACUUUCAGGACACGUACUCAAUGUUCGAUCUGGCCCGAAGAGACAGCAAAGGCCAUGUUCUGAUGGUAACAAGGAACUCAAAGCCUGAUACAUGCUUCCGUUACUUUCGUUUGGUCUUUCGCCGUCCAGAUAAUCACCUAAAGGUUAUGGCCAACGAGAUGGUGGAGGGUAGGCCGCGUAGCCCUUUCAGGAAGAUGGACAUCUGGACGGCCUACAUGUUUUAUAUGGCGAAUAUUAUUGAAGGUGGGCGGGAUAAGGAAGCUACCGACUUCUAUCAGCUACUCGAGCGGACCUUCUUUGCAGCAUUUAGAAUGAUGCCAUAUAUCGGGCCCGAUGGCAAGUUUGUGGUAGUUAAGGGCAAGUUGGUCUUUGCCAUCAUCCACGCUGCAUGUCGACCAUAG